This is a messenger RNA of Colletotrichum paranaense, 1032 nucleotides long. RefSeq lists its product as uncharacterized. The transcript is spliced from 2 exons. The coding region runs from base 1 to 1032 and encodes 343 amino acids. Lineage: Eukaryota; Fungi; Ascomycota; Sordariomycetes; Glomerellales; Glomerellaceae. The record is from RefSeq and is a predicted model, not a curated record. Gene Ontology annotation, molecular function: protein binding.
AUGUCGCUGAAGCGCAAGCGUGACAUGAACCAGAUCUUUCGAUCUAGGACAAUUACGUUCAUCAUCGGCAAAGAUAGGACCGAAUACACAGGCCACGAAUCCGCAUUCUUAGCCAUGUCCCAAUCUUUCAAAGAUUUCAUCAGACGAAAGAUAAGGACUUCAUUCAAAUUAGCCAGCAUAAACCAAGUCGGGAGUGUCUCAUAUUGCGUGGAUUGGGAAGAUAUUGAGCCGGCUAGCUUUGUCAAUUUGAUGGAGUACGCCUACUCCGGCGACUACACGGUGCCUGCCCUGUCCAAGUCCAAGACGGAAGACACCUCCAACACAGUCAAGGGGGGCCACAGCAGCCAUGACACACCUGGUACAAAGUGCGAUGAUGGCGACGUUAACGCCAACAUACCAGCCAGUAUAAGACCGUCGACAGCGAAGAGACUUGUGCCCCUGCGUCUCGGGAUGGGGCCUACUCGUACUCGACGAAAUGCCCCGCAGCCUGAAAUAUCAUCCCUGUACACGUGGAUCAGGAACGUCUCUCAAGACCCGCAGUGUCAGCAACAUACAAGCGCUCAGUAUAAGUUCUGCGAGGAACACUUUCCCAUUCCCUUUGAAGCGACCGAGUCGACUACUGAAGACUGGCUCGAGGACAUCAAGUUACAACACCAGACAGGCUACAAGGAAGUCUUCCUCGCACAUGCGAAGCUUUAUCUCACUGCAGACCAAUUCGAGAUUAUUGAACUCAAAAGACUCUGCUUGCACAAGCUUCGCCAGAGUUUGUUGCAUGCCCCAGGCACUGACGAGAUGCUGCGAGCCACGACCGAUACGAUUAGGCACAUUUACUCGAAUACCACAUCCCGAGAUGAUGAUCUCAGAAAAUUGCUUCUGCAAUUCUGUCUCACCGACAUGGAGUGGAUGAUGAGGGACAAGGAUCUGGAACCAGUGCUGGAGAGUGUCCCUGGUUUCGCUAUUGACCUAUUUCGCGAGAUUCCUCAUGAUUACUGGAGAGAGAUCGGAGAUGGGGGGGCUGCCUGCGAAGAAUGA